GAGUUCAAACUGAUGAGGAUGUUUAUCUUUCUAUUUGAAUGUGAUCGUAUGAGAGUAUGUGAUUAUUUGUUGAUUCUAGAUGGAUUUGAUGGGAAAAAUUCAUGCAAUCAGGUAGACAGUGAGUGUUUGCAUGUGCGUGUAAACGUAUAGGUACGAGUGUGUGUUUGUGUGUGUUUUAGGGGGUGGGUUUACCGGUGCAUGUCAGACAGCAAAGAGCCGCAGUUAUCUAGGAAUCUGAGCCAAAAGAGCUUCACAAACAGAAGGGAGCGCGCAGGAGAGCGAGAGGGAGGGAUAGAGGAGAGAAGAUCAAAUAAAAGAGAAAAACAGGAAAGGAGACUCUGACGAGCACAUAGAAAGAAAGACAAUGUGCAGGACUUGAUAGACCGCAGAUGAUACUGCGUAUAACAUCAGAUCUGAAGAGAGAAGAAAAGUCAGAGACACAGGAGUGUUGCUAGAGAAAAUCCCAUUGAAAUUAAGUAGUAGAAAGAGUAGAAGAGAGAGAGAAAAAGAGAGGGAACAGGUGCAUACUAUCUCUUUGGACUCCUGAGCAGCAUGUGUGUGCGUGUUGUGCCCUUGUUUUUGCUGGGAGCGUACAUGAUGUGUGUAUGUGUGCUGUGUCAGAGGGAGAUCCUGGUGGCCGGGCCCCCAAACAGCAAAUGUGAGGGAAGCUGCAGUGCAACAGCAUCACCCCUUAAAAUACAUCACCCUAAGGACUCACGACUCAGAAAGACUCCAGAGAACCACAAAAACACACAGGUGUCUGAUACAUCUGAACGUCUCAUCCAGCUGCAGCGCUGUAUGCUGCAACAUGAAUCAGUGGCUGUGAGUCAGGGAGAUGGGUCUGAUUCACUAGUAGCCUUUCUGGCUCUUAUGGCAGCAGUGCUGACAGAAUGUGACCUCCACUGCCACAGUCAGAGACUCAAAGAGAUGGCCACCAGACUUGAAAGUGUAGUGGGCAAAAAUGGGGAGAAAGACUUGCUGCUGUUGCUGAAAAGUAUCACGCAUUCUAAACCUCAUGGCCUCAAACCAAGGACUCCUACAGUGCCUCCCUCUGCAGGGCUUUACCCUCAAGACUGUCAUGAGAUCUACCAAAUGGGAAUCAAAGAGAACGGGAUCUACACCAUACAGCCAGAUCCAAAGCGCCCGGCAUUAGAGGCUGUCUGUGACAUGGUUUCAGCUGGUGGGGGAUGGACAGUGUUCCAGCGCAGGUUUGAUGGACAAAUUGACUUUAACCGAACCUGGCAGGAGUACCGUGAUGGAUUUGGAUCCCCGCAGACAGAGCACUGGUUAGGGAAUGUAGUCCUAUCCAUGUUAACUGCAAGUGGACAUCAUACGCUCCGCAUCACUCUCCAAGACUGGCAUGAACAGACACGUCAUGCAAACUAUAACACUUUUAAAGUGGCAGGAGAAAAUCAGAGGUUCCGCCUAACUGCUCGAGACUACCAUGGCGAUGCUGGCAAUGCAUUCAGUUAUAGCAAACAGUACAAUCAUGAUGGCAGAGCUUUCAGUACAUAUGACCGAGAUCAUGACCGCUACGCUGCUGGUAACUGUGCCCGUUACUAUGGUGCUGGCUGGUGGUUUGAUUCCUGUUUGGCCGCUAACCUCAAUGGACGCUACUACCACGGGCGUUACAGCGGCAUCACGGAUGGCAUCUACUGGGGCACCUGGUACAUCCUGACUGACUAUCGCACAGGGGAAAGAUACUCAUUUAAGAGCAUUGAAAUGAAAAUGAGACCAAGGCGGAGCUAAGAAUUUCUCAUUUUUAAAACGACAAAUCCUUGUUGUAGAUGUUGACAUGUAAUCUUGCACUGUGUGUUUCCUUUCAAGAAUGGCUUGUAAUUUUAUAACCUGAACCUGCCAUUAUAUUGAACUUGAGAUAUUUAGAUAAUUGUAUGAUAUGAGAACACAUUUAUAAACACUUAUUUUAAAAUGUCAGAUGCCAAUUUUUAAGCAGUCUCGUUUUCUCUGUGACUGUGUAUAUUCCCAAUUUUCAGUUACUGUUGCACUAUGGGACAAAAAUAAACUAUUGCAUGCUAUUCAUGCUGCAAAUACAGGAAUUUAUUUUAAUUUGAAUUAAAACGUGGUCUUUGUUUAAGGUCGGCAUGAAAUGAAAAUCUAUUUUCUAAUUGGAUGUUAUUGAUCUUAUUGUGUACUUAUUGUGCAUGUUUAAUUUUUUUUACCUUGUAUUUCUUAAUAAAAAUGUCAUACCUCAAAAUGACAGACGUCUCUCUUUUGACAUAUACCAGAUUUCUCCAAUAAUUUA
This is a messenger RNA of Megalobrama amblycephala (Wuchang bream), 2263 nucleotides long. RefSeq names its product fibroleukin. The transcript is spliced from 6 exons. Lineage: Eukaryota; Metazoa; Chordata; Actinopteri; Cypriniformes; Xenocyprididae. Bases 553 to 1749 code for a protein of 398 amino acids. The record is from RefSeq and is a predicted model, not a curated record.